AUGACUAGUCUUGAACAAGGUGUUGCCAAUCUCAACAUUUACAAAUCAAACUCCACUUCCAAUAACUCAUCUGCAGUCAGUUUAAAACAUGACUACAUAGAUACUCCAUUUAGUGGUAAAAAGGAUCAAUUUGAACAGGUUUUGGAUGCUCUUGAUUCCACUGGUUUUAUUCCUGAAUCUUUGUUGGAAUCAGAAGCCAAAUGGUUUUAUGAAUCAUUGGGAAUUGAUGAUGUCUUUUUUGCUAGACUGACUCCAGAAGAAAUUGCUGGUCAUAUUCAUGCGUUGUAUUCAUGUAAAGUUCAAGCUUAUGCAAAUGCUGGUGAACAACCGUUGAUUUCCUAUAAGAGAGAAGCUGAAGACCAUGCUGUGUUUUUUGACACGGUUGAUGCGUUGGACUACGCUAGAAAUCCUUUUGAAAGUUUGAUUGAUGAUAAAUACAUUGAUCCAAGUGAUGCUGCAAACAAGAGUUAUCGUGCUGAAUAUUUUGCUGCUCCAUUGAAUUAUCAAACAGAUCCGAUAUUGAACGGAAUUUAUGCCCAAAAUAGGAAUCUUGGUGAACAAAUUGUCAGAUUGGUUUUUGUUUACAAAAAUCAAUUCAAGAAUGGUAAAGUUGCUACCGAUGAAUUAGAUUUGGACAAGAUCAGUGAUGAAACUUUUUUGAAGAUUGCUUCACAAAAUACUAAAUCUUUAUAUGAAAGUAUCAAUAAGGAAGUUGUUAAAUCUACUGGUCCAAUUAUUAAGCAUUUUCAAAUUGAAAAUACUGAUGAAUAUCGUGUUAUUAUUGGUUAUAGGCAGAGUACAGCAGCAAGAUAUAAUUCAGCAUUGAGUGAUUUGGCCAAUUAUUACAAGUUGCAAACUACUAGGAAAUAUGUCGAACAAUUUGCCAAUGGAGUAACAAUUACAUCAAUGUAUGUCACUUCAAGACUGAGAUCAGCUGUUGAUUUAUCAAUUUAUCAAGUGAUUAAAGAAGCAUCUUUGUUGUACUGUAUUCCUCACAACUUUUUCCACACCAGGUUCAUUCAAGGUGACUUGUCGUUACAAGAGUCUAUUUAUGCUCAAUCAGGAGUCAUUUUCGUUACUCAUUUUUUGAAUCGUUUAGGACCAGAAUAUAAAAAAUUGUCUUCGUUAUUGGAUCCUUCAAAAUCAACUGAACACGCAGAAGUUUUGAGCAGUUUAAAAAAGAGAUUGAGAUCGGAGACCUAUACCCAAGAUUACAUCAAGGAAGUUUUUGAUGUCAGAAGUGAAAUUGUUCGUAAAUUGUAUCGUCAAUUUGCUGAUGUUCAUUACAUUAGAUCGUCAAUGGAAAAGACUUUGUCCUAUCAAAGAUUAUCCCAAAUUCAACCAGUUGGCUCUGAAGAGGAAUUUGAACAAUUGCUUAGUAGAGAAUGUUCACAAAAUGAGCACCAUGCUAUUGUUUUGAGAGCAUUGUACACAUUCAACAAAUCUAUUUUAAAGACAAACUUCUACACUUCAACCAAAGUGGCCUUAUCUUUCAGAUUGGAUCCUUCAUUCUUACCGGAAACUGAAUAUCCUGAACGUCCAUAUGGUAUGUUUUUCGUUGUUGGUUCCGAUUUUAGAGGUUUCCAUAUUAGAUUCAGAGAUAUUGCCAGAGGUGGUAUUAGAAUUGUAAGAUCAAGAAAUUUGGACGCUUAUAAUGUCAAUGCCAGGAAUCUUUUUGAUGAAAAUUACAAUUUGGCAAAUACUCAGCAACGUAAGAAUAAGGAUAUUCCUGAAGGUGGAUCCAAGGGUGUUAUCUUGUUGGAUUCAGGUUCAGCACAAGACCGUGCUCAAGCAAGUUUUGAAAAGUAUAUCGACGCAUUGAUUGAUUUGCUUUUGAAACAACACAUUCCUGGUGUUAAAGAUAGUUAUGUUGAUUUGUAUAACAAACCAGAAAUUUUGUUUUUAGGACCUGAUGAAGGAACUGCAGGAUACGUUGAUUGGGCUACUUUACAUGCAAGAGAAAGAGGUGCACCAUGGUGGAAAUCAUUCUUGACCGGUAAGUCAGAAGCAAUUGGUGGUAUUCCACAUGAUGAAUAUGGUAUGACUACUUUAUCAGUGCGUGCCUAUGUCAACAAGAUUUAUGAGAAAUUGAAUAUUGAUGAUUCCAAGAUUCGUAAAUUCCAAACUGGUGGACCUGAUGGUGAUUUGGGAUCUAAUGAGAUUUUGUUAUCCAGAAGAGAAGUUUAUGUUGGAAUUGUUGAUGGAUCAGGUGUUAUUGCCGAUCCAAAUGGUUUGGAUAAAGAAGAAUUGAUUCGUUUGGCUAAAUCUAGAAAGACAAUUGAACACUAUGACAGAUCCAAAUUAUCAUCUCAAGGCUAUAUCGUUCUUGUUGACGAUUUUGAUGUUACUUUACCAAGUGGACAAAUCGUCACUAGUGGAGUUGCGUUUAGAAAUACUUUCCAUUUGAAAUUGAAGGAACAAUUUGGAACCAAUGGAGUUGACCUCUUUGUUCCAUGUGGUGGUAGACCAGCUGCUAUUGACACUAAUAAUGUUCAUGAAUUGAUUGAUGAAAAGACGGGUAAAUCCAUCAUUCCAUACUUUGUUGAAGGUGCUAAUUUGUUCAUUACUCAAUCUGCUAAAUUGGUUCUAGAAAAAGCCGGUACAAUUAUUUUCAAAGAUGCAUCAACAAACAAAGGUGGUGUUACAUCAUCUUCAUUGGAAGUUUUGGCCGCAUUGGCAUUUGACGAUAAAGGGUUUUUGGAAAAUAUGUGUGUUGAUAAAAACACUGGUGAUAAACCCCAAUUCUAUCAAAAAUACGUCAAGGAUGUACAAGACAAGAUUGUUUCCAAUGCCAAUUCCGAGUUUGAGGCGUUGUGGAAAUUAAAAGCAGAAACUGGUACACCAUUUACCAUUUUGUCGGAUAAAUUAUCCCUUGCAAUUAACAAAUUGGGUGACGAGUUGGCCAACUCAAAAGAACUUUGGGAUGAUGAUGUUGAUUUCAGAAAUGCCGUGUUGUUGGAUUCAUUACCCCCAUUGCUUUUAUCAACUGUUGGUAUUGAAAACGUCUUGGCUAGGGUUCCACCAGCUUAUUUAAAGGCUAUUUUUGCAACCUAUUUAGCUUCACAUUUUGUUUAUUCAAGAGGUAUUGAUUCAAACCCAGCUAAAUUUUUAGAAUUUAUUAGUAAUAUCAGAAAGGGAUUUGUACAAAAGGGUUUGUUGAAGUAUUGA
Molecule: messenger RNA, 3168 nt
Organism: Lodderomyces orthopsilosis Co 90-125
Lineage: Eukaryota; Fungi; Ascomycota; Pichiomycetes; Serinales; Debaryomycetaceae
Gene: GDH2
Product: glutamate dehydrogenase (NAD(+))
Exons: 1
Coding region: 1-3168 (1055 amino acids)
Cellular component (GO): mitochondrion
Molecular function (GO): L-glutamate dehydrogenase (NAD+) activity
Source: RefSeq, a predicted model, not a curated record